UACCGUGUCAGAAUAGAGAAAAGUAGCCUAUCGUAGGCACAACUUAUUUAAAGCGCAUAAAUCAAUAUCACCAGCAGACUGGCUGCGCAUGAUGGCUGUAAAUAUGUACGGUCCGAUGCCAACUCAUCCCCCGCCGAAUCCUAAUCCGACUGAUCUUAUAGCCAUCAAGGACAUUUAUCCGGGGUUGAAAAAUAUAAACGUUAUCUUUAUCAUUCUUGAGGUCGGACCCGUUACACUGACAAAGGAAAACCGCGAGGUUCGCACAUUUAAAGUAGCCGACCAAAGUGCAGCUAUAAAUGUUUCGAUUUGGGACGAACCUGGGAAGCAACUGUCCCCGGGUGACAUUGUCCGGUUGACGAAGGGCUAUGCCAACGUCUGGCGACAAUCACUGACAUUAUAUUCGGGUAAAAACGGAGAAAUAAUGCGUUUGGGAGAUUUUUGCUACACCUUCAAUGAAAUGCUGAACAUGAGCGAGCCAAACCCCAACUUAAGCGCGUCGAUACCGCAACCGAUUCUCAAUAACGGAUCGACUGGAGGACCGAAUAGUGGUAACAACAACAAUGGUACGGGAAAAACAUUAAGUUCUCCGAAGCCUGCCCCCAACAAUAAUCCCCUGCAUUCGGGUAGCGUACCACAAGCCAAACCGCAUGCUGCUACAACGCGCUACUCGGUUGCAGUUGCUGCAGCAGCAGCAGCUGCUUCACCUCCAACUGUAAUGAAACCAUCGCAAAAGAAUUCUCCGCGCUCUGGGCGCAAUAGUCAAGCCAAAGGAGCUGGUUUGAAAAGCGAUCGAAGAUAACAGUUAACCGAGACGCUCUAUCCAUACCCACUUGUCAACCAUAGUUUUAAUUUAUCCUCUAGUAAUGUAAUGUAAUGCACAGAAUUUAGGCAACGUUUUAAAUAUUCUUUAACGGCUAUUUUAGUGGACGAAAUUUACAACAAUGGCUUCUACAUUCCCGUGUGGAAAAUUCAUAAAGAAGUAGUACUUUUUCCGUUAGUAUUUGGUAGCAAUAAAUGAAAAUUA
Anopheles nili is the source of this 1024-nucleotide messenger RNA. Its product is annotated as SOSS complex subunit B homolog. The transcript has 2 exons. Gene Ontology annotation, biological process: double-strand break repair via homologous recombination; response to ionizing radiation; mitotic cell cycle checkpoint signaling. The coding region runs from base 89 to 799 and encodes 236 amino acids. Gene Ontology annotation, molecular function: DNA binding. Gene Ontology annotation, cellular component: SOSS complex. Lineage: Eukaryota; Metazoa; Arthropoda; Insecta; Diptera; Culicidae. The record is from RefSeq and is a predicted model, not a curated record.